UUGAACUGUCUCUUUCUUGGUGUACCCUAACGCGAUCUUUCUGGGUCUAUGGCCAGUUUCUGUUUUCUUGAGCUUGGUGAUUUCUGUUUAUCAGUGCCUCUGCAGUAUUUCCACUAUCUUGUUGGCAAUAACUUGCACCUUUAUCACUUUCACGUCAGCCUUGUUAAAGUCAUUUCACUUCAUGUUUGUACACUUACUAUAUUUGGGGUGGUGGUGAUUCUUUCAAAAUUUAUAUAAAGGCUAUUGUUGGCUACCAACUAUUUGAUUUAGGGUCUUUGUUGUAAUUGGUUAUUCUGGAUGGAGUAGGUCACAUCAUCUCCUAAAUCUUUAUUCUUUAUAAAGACAAUUUGUGUUAAGGACUUGUGUUGAAAUUGAGAUUACACUGACUUUGAAAUUACAGUGAAACCGUAAGCAUCUCUUUAAACAUAUCCCUUAACCACCUUCCAAUUUAGAGAUCCCUUCUUUUUUUUCUCUCUAGUCCCCUUUCGUAUGUCUCAUUUAUUUUUAUUUUGAGAAGGCUUGUUCACUUUUACUUGAUUUCAAUAUUAUCCCAACUACAAAGAUGGUUUUCAUAUCACCCAUCUGAUGAGUUAAUUCUAGAGGGAGUGGAUAGGUAUAAAAACAGGUUCUGCUACUUCUGGCUAAAGUGAUGUAAUUUUUAACUACUGCUUUGGAAGUCCUUCCUUUUGUUCCACCUCUCCUACCAUUUACACCAGCUUUACUGUCUUGCUGUAUCUGUUUAUGAAUCUGGCUUUCCCUACCUACACCUUGAGCUUCUCAAUGGCAGGGACCAGUUCUUAUUCAUUUUUGUAUCCCCAAUACCCUGCACGAGUAGUUGGUGCACAGUAAAUGUAUGUGUAUGAAAGACGUUGAAUACUGAGAAGGUGUUAGAGUCUAACUGGGAGACAUUACAUGUAAGAGUAGAAGAGAGAAAAAACCCCAAAUACAUGAUUAUAUAGUACAAACUGUUUCAUAUAUAAAGUUCAGGGUAGGGUGAUUCACAUUAUCACUUCCACACCCUUCUCAUAUCAUAAAUUCUAAUCACAUACUUCUCCUGGAUAAAGCCAACAAUGCCUCUCAAUAUAUAUCUCAUCAUAGCCCUAAACAGUGUCUUUUAUCAUAGCCUUUUUGUCUGUAUGUAAGCUUAUAUUUUACCAGACUUGUUACAUUCUAUUACAGUCAAGACUGUCAUCCUUUUUUUUCUUUCAGAUUUCCUAUUACCUUGUUUUCAGUUAUUAAGCUGACUUCACUUGAAUAACUCUAACUGCUCGUGUUUUUCCACUAAAUUAAAUGACCAGCGUGUACUGGGAAAAUCAUUAGAAUGAUUUUCUUAAAAGAGAAAAAUUCUUAUACUUGCAAGAAUUAGGUGGCAUCAAAGUUUCCAGGUCCAGUGUUUCAUGGAGAACCUCAGGGUAAAAUAUCCCUUCUCCCAAUAUAAAUUGCAAAGUGGCUAAAAGAAAAUACCAUAAACACACCAAAGAAUCCAUAUAUAUUUGUAUUAAAAUGUAAAUGUAGGGCUUUAUUUAACAUUACAAGUCAGUGUGGAUUCUCCAGGGUUAGCUAGAGAUUACAUUGCCAGUGUAAAUGAAUCUUUGAGGUUGUGUUAAAAGAUUUGAAGUUGUAUGAUGUUGGAAAUUUGUCCUGGAGUCAGGAUACCUGGAUUCUUAUAUUCCCUUUGCCCUAUCUGUGUGAUUUCAGGCAAAUCACUUAAUGUCUCUGGAUUUAAUCUGUAAAAUUCUUCGAAUUUCUAGCUUGCUUCCCUCUUCACAUCUGUCUUAGCAAAAUGCAAAGGAAAGUAACAUGGGAUUGUCCCACUGGGCACCAGCCUUUUAAAAAGAGACUAGGAUGACAAUAAUGAAAUCACCUGAAAGAGUAAAAUGUGAAAAAAGCACUUCUAAUUUAUUGGUUGAUAGGAUUGUUUCUCCUUAAUCUGGAACCUAGAGAAUUCUACUCUAUUAAAGAAGAGAGAAGGGAAGGCUGGAGAAUUUCCAGAUUUUGUUAAAUUGAACAUUUGGAGAUAUAUUUGAAGCCUAAAUCUAAUGGACAUUGUAUCUUUGCUAAAGUCAGUGAUGUGAAAAGACUUGACAUGGAUGAUAUUGCUGAUAGGAUGAGGAUGGAUGCUGGAGAAGUAACUUUAGUGAACCACAACUCCAUAUUCAAAACUCACCUCCUGCAACAAACAGGUUUUCCAGAGGACCAGUUAUCACUUUCUGACCAGCAGAUUUUACCUUCCAGGCAAGGAAAUGUGGACCGAUCUUUUACAUGUUCCACAAGAAGUGCAGCUUAUAAUCCAAAUUACUACUCAGGAUUCUUUGUCAGCAAGAUGAGAUCUCCUCCCCUAAAAAGACACAACCCUUCCUCAGACAGUUUUCUUGGCUCAGGCGACUUAAGAACCUUUGGCGAGAGUGCAAAUGGCCAGUGGAGAAAUUCCACUCCAGCAUCAGGCUCAACUUUACAAAAAUCAAGAAACAGCCGAAGUCUUUACCUCGAAACCCGAAAGACCUCAAGUGGAUUAUCAAACAGCUUCACGGGAAAGUCGAACCAUCACUGCCAUGCAUCUGCAUAUGAAAAAUCUUUUCCUAUUAAGCCUAUUCCAAGUCCAUCUUGGAGUGGUUCAUGUCGUCGAAGCCUUUUGAGCCCCAAGAAAACUCAGAGGCGACAUGUUAGUACAGCAGAAGAGACAGUUCAAGAAGAAGAGAGAGAGAUUUACAGACAGCUGCUACAGAUGGUCACAGGGAAACAGUUUUCUGUAGCCAAACCUACCACACAUUUUCCUUUACACCUGUCUCGAUGUCUUAGUUCCAGUAAGAAUACUUUGAACGACUCAUUGUUUAAAAAUGGAAAUUCUUGUGCAUCUCAAAUCAUUGGCUCUGAUACUUCAUCAUCUGGAUCUGCCAGCAUUUUAACUCCCCAGGAACAGCUGUCCCACAGUGUAUACUCCCCAUCAUCUUAUGCCCCAGAUGUUGUUGCAUUUGGAUCCAAAGAUUCUGAUCUUCUCCAUCAAUCCCACUAUCACCACUCUCUUCCACAUCAGCCAGAUAACUUAUCAGCUUCAAAUACACAAUCCGAAGGGUCAGAUUCUGUGAUUUUACUGAAAGUGAAAGAGUCCCAGACUCCAACUCCCAGUCCUACUUUCUUCCAGGCAGAGCUGUGGAUCAAAGAAUUAACUAGUGUUUAUGAUUCUCGAGCACGGGAAAGAUUGCGCCAGAUUGAAGAGCAGAAAGCACUGGCAUUACAGCUUCAAAACCAGAGAUUGCAGGAACAGGAACAUUCAGUACAUGAUUCAGUAGAACUGCAUCUUCGUGUACCUCUUGAGAAGGAGAUCCCUGUUACGAUUGCCCAAGAAACAGAAAAAAAAGCUCAUAAAUUAACUGAUAGUGAAGAUGAAUUUCCUGAAAUUACAGAGGAAAUGGAGAAAGAAAUAAAGAAUGUAUUUCGUAAUGGGAACCAGGAUGAAGUUCUCAGUGAAGCAUUCCGUUUGACCAUUACUCGCAAAGAUAUUCAAACUCUAAAUCAUCUGAAUUGGCUCAAUGAUGAGAUCAUCAAUUUCUACAUGAAUAUGCUGAUGGAGCGAAGUAAAGAGAAGGGAUUACCAAGCGUGCAUGCAUUUAAUACCUUUUUCUUUACUAAGUUAAAAACGGCUGGUUAUCAGGCAGUGAAACGUUGGACGAAGAAAGUGGAUGUAUUUUCUGUUGACAUUCUUUUGGUACCCAUUCACCUGGGAGUGCACUGGUGUCUAGCUGUUGUAGACUUUAGAAAGAAGAAUAUUAUCUAUUAUGAUUCUAUGGGUGGCAUAAACAAUGAAGCCUGCAGAAUCCUCUUGCAAUACCUAAAGCAAGAAAGCAUUGACAAGAAAAGGAAAGAGUUUGACAUCAAUGGCUGGCAGCUCUUCAGCAAGAAAAGCCAGGAAAUUCCACAACAGAUGAAUGGCAGUGACUGUGGGAUGUUUGCCUGCAAAUAUGCUGACUGUAUAACCAAAGACAGACCAAUCAACUUCACACAGCAACACAUGCCAUACUUCCGGAAGCGGAUGGUCUGGGAGAUCCUCCACCGAAAGCUCUUGUGAAGACUGUAUCAGUUAGCAGACCAUGACCUUGUGGGGGACCAGCUCUUUGUUGUCUACAGCCAGAGACCUUGGAAACAGCUGCUCCCAACCCUCUGUUCUUGUAAAGCCCUUGAUCCUGGACGAGGCCCUGGCGAGAUGCAUUCACAAGCACAUCUGCCUUUCCUUUUGUAUCUCAGAUACUAUUUUUGCAAAGAAACUUUGGUGCUGUGAAAGGGGUGAGGGACAUCCCUAAGCUGAAGAGAGAGACUGCUUUUUACUUCUUCAGUUCUGCCAUCUUGUUUUCAAAGGGCUCCAGCCUCACUCAGUCCCUAAUUAGGGGACUGAGAAAAGUUUGGAAAGAAUCUUGGUUUCAUGUAAACUCUUGUUGUUAGGCCUUACUAAGAAGUAGGAAAGGGCAUGAGCAAAAGGUAGGGAUAAAAACCACCAGCAUAUAUGUGCACAUUUACAUACACAUGCGAUUUUCAAUAUGUGUAGUCAGGAAUGUGACUGUAAACUGGACUUUGGGGCACAUGCUUAAGUCCUGCCCCCAGGACUUUUCCUAUUUAUGUGUCCCUAUAUGAAAUCCAUCUGCUUCUAUACAAGGCUGUUUAUCAUCUGUAGCUUCAUCUCAUCCUGAGGCACAGCACAUGAGCCCUGGAUGGACCCCAAAGUCCCAAGCAGUCCUUUCCUUAAGAGCAGGGGUUUGCAUGUGCUAACAGCACAUGUCAUGGAGCAGACCCACCCAGGGAGCGGUCCAGUGGAACGACAGAGCACCACUUCUACUGCCACCUACUUCUGACCAAGAAGAAGGACCUCAGUCUUUAGCAUAGAAUUCCAACGUUGGAGGAAUGCAGGUCUAGUUUGGUCUGUGGCUAGGUAGUUUAAAUAUGUUUCUAACCACAGAAAACUUCAUAUACACAUGUGCGCACACACACACAUACACACACAUAUAUUUCACAGGGAUAUGCUUUUUUUAAAAAGACUGAAUGUGUUCACCAUUUAGCCUGUAGAUUUAUUUCCAUUUUUCAGAUUCCAGCACACGCAGAUCCCAGCCCCUAUGUGUAGGGUGUUUGUGGACUUCCUAAUGGAGUAUUUUGAGGCCUGGAUGAACUUUGGCUUAGGGAUAGAAGUUACAGAGGGAGGUGAGAUUUUCAGUUGAAAAACGGGUGGAGUUUGGACUGAUCAACUUGAGAUUUAAAAACUGCUAUUCCUUUUGUUCUUUCUAGCAUCUCCCCCCACCCUCUGAGAGCUCCUCAGGCUAGAUAGUGAAAUGAUCCAAUGCCAGUGUCAUUUUGUACUUAAGUUCCAAAAUAGGAACAUUUUAUACUUUUUUCUGUAUUGUUAUAGGUAGUUUUGUAUGAAAUCUUUUUCUCCUCUCCCCUUGUACCCCAUUCUUUCCAGCAUUGUGCUUUUCCUUGGGCUUAUUUGAAAAUUUUACUCUGUUUUAUACCAAGCUUGUUUAGUACAUUUUUCUAUGUUUUACCACAGUUACAAUUUGAAAAGAAAACUAUUUUUUUUAAAUAUUCCAUUGUUAACUGAAUGUUACUGUUUCCACUCCAGCAACUAGAUGUCCUGCCUUUUUCAUAACUGCCUGCCUUUUGGGGAAAGACUACGUUUUGUGUGUUUUUUCCUUUCCUCCUUUCUUUCUCUUUCUCUCUCUCUCUCUUUCUUUUUUUCUUUUCUUUUUUUUUCUCCCUAUUUUUUUGAUAUUUUCUGUAGGAAAUAAAUAGCUUUCUAUAUAUGGGUUGCUGGGGACUUUCACAUUCUCUUUUAGAGAGCUAUAGCAUGCAGACUCAUUGCAGGACUCCUGGAAUAUUGUCUAAUUCUUGGUACUUUCUGUAUUUAAGUGACAACUUGAGAGGUGGCAAUAUGGUGUAUAUUUGGACUAUGAAUCAGAAGACCUGAGUUUUUCAGAUUCUUUCACCAUUGUCUGAGGGACUCAGAACAAGACAGUUCUCUGUAUUUAUUGUUUUUCCAUUUAGAUAACACCUGUCUUACCUUCCUCAUAGACUUUUUGUACAGACCAAAGCAACAAAUAUUUAUUGCCAUGUAUAGCAGAAAAUGAAACAUGCAACAAAAGCACUUUGAAAAAUAUAUAAGGAAUUGUUGAGCCUGUCUGAACUUGGCCCCCCUUUCUGACCAGUGCAGAAGGUAGAAGUUAGUGAUCCUGAGACCACCCUACCACCCCAAACCUGGUAGGAGUGGGCCAAGCUGAGAGAUAGGUUGUAUCCCAGGGUGGGGCUUGAUGGGAACCACAUAUAGACUUAUUUAGUGUGCCAGUAUUUCCAGAGAGUUAGCCAACAAGAGCAGGACUAGUAUCUAGAAACUUUUAUCUUCAUUUAGGGGUAGGCUUUGACAACCAGGAAAGAACGAAGAUGUUUCUGCAUUUCAUGGCCCAAGAGCAUGUUACUAAUAUCUUAUUUAACCUGCUUUAAACUGAAUAAGCCUAUUGCUUUCCUUUUCUCCCAUUUUCCCCUUUCCCCUUUGUUCAGUGCUCAUAAUAACCUACCUCCCCUAAAAAAGGAUUACUUGAGGGAUUAUAAACACCAGAUGCCAGAUAUAGAAACUAGAACAGAAACCACAGUACUAACAGUCACUCCUGGACCCUGUACAAAGAAUGUGAGAUAGAUUGUUCCUGCCCAUUUGAGAACACAUGGUCUGAGGCACAGAGGCUAAUUACAUCCUAUUUAUCCCCUAGGCCCCACUCUUGCUCCCAGGAGUUUUUUUCAAGGUUGAAUGUAGGAGGACUUUCUCCUCAUCCAGCCUGGAGACUCCUGUCCAGUUGGGGUGCUUCAUACUUCCAUGUGGUGUCAACUUCUCCCAUUUUUAGCCACUGUAAUCAUACUAGCAUCUUCUACACACUGCCCGCAGCAGUGUUUACCCAUGUUUUAGUGGUCUUGGGGUAGAAACAGAUAACUUGGAAAAGCACUUCCACCAAUCCCAUCCCUAUAGCCUGUCCAUUGCUGCCAGGUUUUACAUGGCUCAUAAAAGGCUCUAGUGGGUAGAGAGGGGGAGUGUUCAUUUAAGAGCCCCAGUGUUUUUAAUGUUUUAGUCUGUGAUCCUUCUGUGCCAUCCUCCCAGCUCUUAAAUUUGUCUUACCGUAGUAAGAGAGACUGACACCUGUGGUUUGUCUUUUUCCUUUGUUCCAUCUGGAUGGGCAACAUGAGGUGGAAUAUGAUGCUUUUAUCCUGAAAGUUCACAUACCCAAGAGAGUCAGAAAAAGAGGCUAUUUGACCCUGUUGUUAAAUGGGCUACAUGCUGAGCUCCUGAGAAAGGUGCCAUACUUCCCUGCCCAGGAGCAACAUGUCCACAGCUGCAUGUUCAUCCUGAAAUCUGGGAGGAGACAAGUGAGGCUCAGCCCAGCAUCUUUCCUUAUCGUCUAGGGCCUCAUUUUCACCUGUGCUGAAUCCUGAGAUCUGUCUAUUAAGAACACAUAACUACCAUUCCCAGCUUUGGAGGUGGAAAGGGAGAUGGGGUAGAAGGUCAUGGUGGUCACCCAUUAAAAUAAGGGAGAACUUACACAGGUAUCUCUUGUGGGAGAGAAAAGAGAAACUAGGAGACUUUGAGCUGAAAGAUAAACCUUGAGGAAAUGUUAGUGCAUGCUGUCUCUCUGUCCUGUUGGGGAGAUGGUAGGGAUAAUUCCAAUUGUGUGAAUGAUUGGAUUGGAUGUCCAGGGUCUUGUUAAACUCUAAGAUUCUGGAAUGUUGUCAAAGGCCAUAUGCUGCUGGCAAUAGGAAUCAGCAAGGCAGAGAUUCACAGUUAAAGUUUAAAGCUAGUGCUAACACUGGCUUGGUUUUAGAGUUAAGGCCUACAUCAGAGUCUUGUCCAAAUGCACACACCCUUGCUGCAGACUUUUCUCCAUUCUAAACUGAGGAGUAGGACUAAUCUGGAGAUUGUCCUACCCUGUGCAGAACACAAGUGCUAGCAAGGAAAGGAAAGAGUGUGAGAAAGUGGCUUAUGAGGAGCCCAGAGUCCAGUCUGCUGGGUAUUGCUCAUUCAAUUUACUGUAAUUUUGUUCCUCUCACAAAUAUCUACUGAGCAUGCACACCCAAAUCUCAUGUCUGUGAAGCCUUCUCUGAUCACAUUAUUUUACAAUCUUUUAUCUGGAAAUCUGUAUCCCUUAUAACCAGAAAAUAUGAUUCCAGAUGGCAUUUGUAUUGUAAUCUGUCUUUUACAUCAAGAAUGGACUGAGACUUGUAGCCACUAAGGGCAGGUGAAUGAUUUAGUGCUUUUUUUCAAACCAGGAGCAUAAGCUGUUUCUUUGUGGCCUGCCAGGGAUGAGGUAGGGGUAAGAAUUCUAUUAAGCAUUUAUUUAGAAAGACAACAUGCAGACAUAGGAGGAAGGAAGACUGCUCGUGGCAGCCUGCAAUCUCCUUUGUGGUACCAAACAGUUCGCCUCAGACCCCAAACCUAAUGCCAGCACCCUGCCUUUAACAAAAACACCUUCCUCAGCAGUUCAGCAUGCCCUUUGGGGAAUGUCAGUCUCUGUCUCAUGGGACUUAUCAAAGUGAUUAACCAUUCAUCUUUCUGUUAAAUACAGUUACCUCCAUCCUUUUUCUUUCCAAUGAUGGUUUACAUCCCUCACAGCUUGAGACUCUGGGUUCCUUACUUCUAGGGAGCCUCUUAUGCUAGGUGUUAAUAAGCAUAUGUUUAAGCACUGGGUGUGGGGGCCCUGAAAGGUGGAGUGAAGAGAUGGUUUGACCAAGGAAAUAAAAGCCACCUUGUCCUCAGGGUCUUACAGUCCGUAGAUGUUAUAGUUAACUAAUUUGGGAGACACCAAGCAAUCAAGCUUAUCAAGAAGGCAGACUCAGUAGGGCAUGAGGUUCAGAAUGAAGCUAGAAGUGGAGGAUAGAGGGGGGGCAGAGGUGGAGAUAAGUCAGGGAUAAUGUUGCCUUUAUCUGCCUAUCUAUGUGUGACUCUCCCUAGUUUUUUAAAAGUUGAUUUAUUUAAAAUAAACUCUGAAUUUUGC
This is a messenger RNA of Microcebus murinus (gray mouse lemur), 9014 nucleotides long. The record is from RefSeq and is a predicted model, not a curated record. Lineage: Eukaryota; Metazoa; Chordata; Mammalia; Primates; Cheirogaleidae.